Malassezia globosa CBS 7966 is the source of this 975-nucleotide messenger RNA. RefSeq lists its product as uncharacterized. The coding region runs from base 1 to 975 and encodes 324 amino acids. Lineage: Eukaryota; Fungi; Basidiomycota; Malasseziomycetes; Malasseziales; Malasseziaceae. Gene Ontology annotation, biological process: G1/S transition of mitotic cell cycle. The record is from RefSeq and is a predicted model, not a curated record. Gene Ontology annotation, cellular component: cytoplasm. The transcript has a single exon. Gene Ontology annotation, molecular function: protein serine/threonine phosphatase activity.
AUGGCUGUUGGUAAUCCAGACACAUGGAUUGCGCAGCUGCGUGAGUGCAAGUAUCUACCAGAGGAAGAUAUGAUGGUGCUUUGUGAUCAAGUGCGGCAGAUUAUGCUGGAAGAAAGCAACAUUCAACCCGUGUCGAGUCCCGUUACUGUAUGUGGCGACAUUCAUGGACAGUUCUGGGACCUUCUCGAGCUGUUUCGCGUCGGUGGCAACUUGCCCGACACGAGCUAUAUUUUCAUGGGCGACUUUGUCGACCGAGGCUUCUUCAGUCUUGAAACCCUAUCGCUUCUCUUAGCCCUUAAAGCACGAUAUCCGGGCCGCAUUACGCUUCUGCGGGGAAAUCAUGAGAGUCGCCAAAUCACACAGGUGUAUGGAUUCUACGAUGAAUGCAUGCAAAAAUACGGUAGCGCCAGUGUGUGGAAAAACUGCUGCCAAGUGUUUGACUAUCUCAACAUUGCUGCAAUCAUUGAUGGCCGUGUCUUGUGCGUACAUGGAGGCCUGAGUCCUGAGUUGCGUUCGCUCGAUCAGAUCCGCACGAUCAUGCGUAUGCAGGAAGUGCCACACGAAGGACCAUUCUGCGACCUCAUGUGGUCUGAUCCUGAAGAAAUCGAGACUUGGAGCGUGAGUCCUCGAGGUGCUGGUUGGCUUUUCGGCCGCUUGGUCACAAAAGAGUUUAAUCAUUUGAACUCUCUGGACUUGAUUGCUCGCGCACACCAGCUUGUACAGGAAGGGUUUAAGCUAAUGCACGACAACAAUAUCGUCACGGUGUGGUCCGCCCCUAACUACUGCUAUCGAUGCGGUAAUGUGGCAUCGGUCUUUCAAGUCGAUGACUUGCUCGAUCCGAAGUCACAGGCACAACAGGAUGAAGCACAAGAGGAAUCGCGAUUCAACCCGUCACAUUUCAAAAUCUUCGAUGCUGUCCCUGAUCAAGAACGCACGCAUCCAGCACGAAGCACUGCGUCCCAAUACUUUUUGUGA